AUGUACAUUUUCUUAGGCAACCUGGCUGCCCUGGACAUGUGCUAUUCUUCUAUCAUAGCCCCACUGGCCCUGGCCAUCCUUCUGUCCGGGGAAAAAGCCUCCAUCUCCUUAAGAGAGCCACAAGCAAGUGCAUGCAGCGCCCAGAUGUUCUUCUUUGUCUUCCUGGGAGGGACUGUCUGCGUCCUGCUGGCUGUCGUUGCAUAUGAUCGCUAUGUGGCCAUUUGCCAUCCACUGCACUACACACUCACCAUGAGCAAAGCCAACUGCAUGUACCUUGUAGUCGCAUCCAUGCUGCUGGGAUUUCUGUUGUCCCCACAGCUGACCAUCCUGGUCUUCUGCCUGCCCUUCUAUGGCAGUAAUGAAAUCAAUCACUUCUUCUGUGACAUUCCAGCCAUCUUGCGGUUGGCUUGCAGUAACACCCACCUCCAGCAGACUGUGCUCUUCAUUUUUAGUGUCAUCAUCUGGACUAUCCCCUUUCUUCUGAUCUGUAUCUCCUUCACCUUCAUUGUGGUGGCCCAUCUUGCAAAUCUGUUCUGCUGAAGGUAGACAGCACACCUGAUGCUUGUCCUUUUGCAGUACGGCUGCUGCACUUUCAUCUACUUGUGCCCAUGCUCCAGCUACUCACCAGAAGAAGGCUGAGCAGUGUCUGUGGUCUGCACAUUCAUUACUCCUCUACUGAAUCCUCUGAUUUACAGCAUGAGAAACAAGGAGCUGAAGGAUGCAUGGCACAGAGCCGUUAAAAGAAGACUGUUUUCCCACAAAAAAUAA
Messenger RNA from Varanus komodoensis (Komodo dragon), 768 nucleotides. Its product is annotated as olfactory receptor 10V1-like. Gene Ontology annotation, biological process: G protein-coupled receptor signaling pathway. Gene Ontology annotation, molecular function: olfactory receptor activity; G protein-coupled receptor activity. Gene Ontology annotation, cellular component: membrane. Lineage: Eukaryota; Metazoa; Chordata; Lepidosauria; Squamata; Varanidae. The transcript is spliced from 2 exons. The record is from RefSeq and is a predicted model, not a curated record.